Molecule: messenger RNA, 192 nt
Organism: Cetraspora pellucida
Lineage: Eukaryota; Fungi; Glomeromycota; Glomeromycetes; Diversisporales; Gigasporaceae
Source: the annotation of a GenBank genome assembly
UGAUUAUAUUACAAGAUGAUCAAGCCAAGGUACCCCUUGGCAUUUCUGCAAUCAGUAGAAGUUUUAGAACUAUACAAAGUAUAAAUGAGCCAGUUAUUGUUCUAGACUAUAACUUUUCUGUUAGUUCACAACAGAAAUUUGUUCCAUCAGUCUACUUAAUCAUUAAUCUAAGUGACAUAAAUGAUACACUUU